Molecule: messenger RNA, 2661 nt
Organism: Syzygium oleosum
Lineage: Eukaryota; Viridiplantae; Streptophyta; Magnoliopsida; Myrtales; Myrtaceae
Exons: 7
Coding region: 195-2246 (683 amino acids)
Cellular component (GO): membrane
Source: RefSeq, a predicted model, not a curated record
GCGGAGCUCCAUUUUGAAUCCGACUUUUAGGAGCUGCUGCUGCUUCCGAGCUCUCCGACCAGAGCGCUCGACCGACGACGGCGGCGACGGCGGCGACGACGAGAACAUCGUAUCGGCAUCGAUGACUUAACACAAACGAGGCCCUUCUCUCUCUCUCUCUCUCGCUCGCUCGCUCGCUCGCCCGGGCUCAGAAGAUGGACGGAGGUGGCCGAGCCAAAGCAUCGCCUCCGCAGGCGACGGCGAAGCCGGGCAAGUUCGCGGUGUACCGGAACCCGGCCUUGGCGGCCGCUCUCGCCGCCAACAGUCUCGUGCCCUCGAAGCUCGCCCUCCUCUCCACCUUCUUCUUCUCCUCCGCCACCGCCUUCGCCUUCCUCUCCUUCUCUGCCAGGGAGGAUGGGUUUAUUGACUAUCUGAAGCUAAAAAAUAUGUCGGAGGAGACAGCUUAUUUUCUUGCCAAGAUCCUGCAGACUGCUGUGGCUUUCCUUUUUCUGGGGGCUCUGCUCGCGCUCUUUAAAGCAAUAUCUCUGCAUACAUCAAAAAAUAGAGGAGUGCCAUUAUUAUCUCCCUCUGUUGGAACCAAGGAUCAACCUACUCUUUCAACACGCCAGUUAGCACUUUUGGGGUUAAAGCCGAAGGCCAAUCAGGUUGUGUCUGAACCAUCGAAGAAGCCUCCUAAAUCCAAAGCCCAUUUAACACCUAGUUCGGAGCUUCUCGUCCCACUUCAUCAAACUAUCACCAGUUCAAAUCGUUCAUCUCGAAUUAGCACCGAUAAAUUGAAUUCCAGUGGAGGAAGUAAGGGUAGACCAGUCGGCACCCCAUCCAAAUCGCCAGGUUCUUCUUCUUUAUAUCUUGUGCCUGGAGCUGUCUCACCACUACCUUCCUCUCAACAUUCACCUGGUCCUGAUUCUGUUGUCUCAAGCCCAUGGUUGAGUAGUCGAGCAUCACCUAUGAAGGAUAUCACAUCAGAAGAGAAACUUGAACAGUUUUUGGCAGAAGUUGAUGGGAAGAUCACUGAAUCAGCUGGGAAACUGGCGACUCCACCUCCUACGAUCAAGGGUUUUGGCAUAGCAAGUCCAAACACUGUAGUCAGUUCGGCUAAUAAUUCUGGAACUACAAGGAGCACUCCUCUGAGGCCGGUGAGGAUGUCUCCUGGCUCCCAAAAGUUCAGCACACCUCCCAAGAAAGGAGAGGGUGACCUUCCUCCACCAAUGUCAUUGGAAGAGGCAGUUGAAGCUUUUGAACAUCUCGGUAUUUACCCUGAAAUUGAGCUGUGGCGUGACCGUCUCAGGCAGUGGUUUUCUUCAGUUUUGCUCAUCCCUCUGCUUAAAAAGAUCGAAAGCAGUCACAUUCAGGUGAUGGAAGGUGCAGCGAAGCUCGGAGUUUCGAUCACAGUUAGUCAAGUGGGAGAAGUACGUGCAUCUGGGACUUCUACAGUCUCUCAGAUUGACAGGAGUAAAGAAUGGUUACCUGCAUAUACUCUGGAUGAAGAUGGACUUCUUCACCAGUUACGUGCUACUCUUGUUCAGGCUCUUGAUGCUGCCAUUCCAAAGCAGCCUAUAGCCAAUUUGCAACAACCUCUGCAAAAUCCGAUGAUUCCUCUGAUGCAGGAGUGUGUCGAUGCCAUCACUGAGCAUCAGAGGCUUCAGGCGCUGCUAAAGGGAGAAUUGAUUAAAGGUCUGCUACCCCAGAGCAGUGUUCGUGCGGAUUACGUGGUACAGAGAAUACGAGAGCUCGCUGUGGGAACCUGUGUGAAGAACUAUGAUUUUCUCGGAAGCGGAGAGGUUUAUGAUCAGAUGAAAACGAAAUGGACUACUGAUGUCCCCACCGAUUCUCAUCUGCUCUUGUAUCUAUUCUGUGCAUUCUUGGAGCACCCGAAGUGGAUGCUACAUGUCGAUCCCACAUCCUACACUGGAGCGCAGUCCAGCAAGAAUCCCCUGUUUUUGGGAGUUUUACCUCCAAAAGAGAGGUUUCCAGAGAAGUAUGUUGCUGCCGUAUCGGCUGUCCCUUCUGUUCUUCACCCAGGAGCUUGUAUCCUGGUUGUAGGAAAACAAAGUCCUCCUGUGUUUGCCUUGUAUUGGGAUAAGAAGCUGCAAUUCUCUCUUCAGGGAAGGACCGCAAUGUGGGAUUCUAUCUUGCUCCUAUGCCACCGGAUAAAUGUCGGGUAUGGAGGCAUAGUCCGUGGCAUGCAUCUGCGUUCGUCGGCCCUGCGCCUUCUCCCUGUUUUCGACACGGAUAAUGAGAACUGAGACCUUGUUUUGGGAACCAGCAGAGAAACAGGUCUGCAAACGCAUCGGCAUCAUGCCAGGAUCACACAUCCGAGUCAGAGCUCGCCGGCCUUCAGAAAUCGAUUGUUGUGAAAGAGCCACCACAUUUGCAGUUUAGGUCCGACGGUAUCGGCAGUUGUCCUUAGACGUUUCCUCCCAGGAGAGUCCAUCAAUUGCUAAUUGGAUUACCUCCCGCUGUAGGGUAUUGUAAUUUAGGAUGCUAACAACUCGGUCUAACUUUCGGGCGAUGUUUCCUCGCUGCUUUGGUUAGAACUUCGAAACCUUCAUUAGUUAUCAAAACUUUUGGGCAGUGUUUUCUUGAACACGAUGUCAGUAUUACAUCAAUGUUCUGGUCCUACAUACCUUUAUGGUAUCUCAACCGUAUAAUUUUUAUUAA